AUGCGUGCCGACUACGCAUGGGAGGUCGCCGAGCGCGAGGAGCUCAAAGCGAAGGCUACUUACGACGUCCUCUCUUCCAAACACGAACAGGGUCUCCCGGAUGACUACACCAAUCCUGAGGCCGACAGCAUUUCCGUCCCCGCCAUCCUCUCCAUCUAUCCCACCCGAUCUGCUUGGGUUCGCGACAACCAGUCCGCACUACAAGCCUCCUCCCGUCACCGCAAAGGGCUCGUCGUUCAAAUCAUGUACCUCAACGCCCUCCGAAAUACCAAAGCCCCGCUCCUCCUCGACCGCUCAGACCGCAUCAACAACGCCGAAUGCGAGACCGCCCUCGUCAAAAACCUCAGAAACUGGCUCGACUUCUGCGCCCGCGUCCCGCACCUCAGCGCCCAAGCCUGGAAACGCGCCACCUGGUGUGAACUCCUCGAGACAGAAUACCGCAAGAUGGAGCCCGAGUGGAUCAAGUUCUGGGACUACCAAGAGUCAGCCCACAAGCAACUAUGGUCUGGUGGGAACGAGUACCGAGACAAGAAACACGCCUUCUGCACCCUCCUCAAACAGCACUGCACCAAGAAGCUCUUCCUGCAACGCAAGAUCUUGGAGUCGACAGACGUCCUGCCUGAACUCUACGCCCCGGAGAUUCCAUGGUUGGACAUGGACGUGAGACUGCUGAGAUACAACACCCGCGACGGCAUGCCUCUCUUGAAACCCAUUUUCUUCACGGCAGGAAACAAGCAUUUCAUGGACAGCGGCAUGACCGUGGGCGAGGUUGAGGCGGAGAUCGUGGAGCUGAGCAUGGAGUUGGAGAGCGACGAUGGCGACGAUGGCGACGAUACUAAUAAUACUACCCGCAUUGUCGAAGUAAUUGACGACUCCGACGAAGCGCAAUAA
Molecule: messenger RNA, 891 nt
Organism: Exophiala aquamarina CBS 119918
Lineage: Eukaryota; Fungi; Ascomycota; Eurotiomycetes; Chaetothyriales; Herpotrichiellaceae
Exons: 2
Coding region: 1-891 (296 amino acids)
Source: RefSeq, a predicted model, not a curated record